Molecule: messenger RNA, 1355 nt
Organism: Notolabrus celidotus (New Zealand spotty)
Lineage: Eukaryota; Metazoa; Chordata; Actinopteri; Labriformes; Labridae
Product: kazal-type serine protease inhibitor domain-containing protein 1-like
Exons: 4
Coding region: 384-1253 (289 amino acids)
Biological process (GO): regulation of cell growth; regulation of signal transduction
Cellular component (GO): extracellular region
Molecular function (GO): insulin-like growth factor binding
Source: RefSeq, a predicted model, not a curated record
UGCCCUUCUCAGAGACACUGGCACAGGAAGAAAGAGAGCAGAACUGGGACGCAAGCAUAAAUGGGACGAGUCAGAUACCUUGGAGGUGAAGUCCUCUGUCUGCUCUCUGCAAAUGCUGUCUUUUUGUUGGAAUACAGCUGGAUCUGAUGGAGGAAAACGAAAUGGAAGAAUAAUUCAGUGGGGAUACAUAGUAAUAGUAACAACAACAGAGCCUUUCAGAAGUGGACAGAGACAGAAGGAAACACUUAAAACUCUGAGGAGGAACAACAUGUGACUGUUUGACAUCAGCAGAACAACAGGACUGCUGUCGUUCUUGUAAAUUAGACACAGUUUAACCAUUUUACAGAGUUUUCACAUCUGUUGUUUCAACUUUGUACACAAGGAUGAAGUUCAAUAGCAUAUCUAAGCUCUGUAUAUGGAUGAGUGUGUGUUUCUCUUUUUCCCUCGGGUUGCCCCCUCAGCACCGUGGGUGGCUGCGGCUGUGGGAGGAAGGCGACAGCUGUGGGGAGUGCAACAAGCACCUCUGUCCCCUGGUCUCUGUCUGCCCUGCAGGUCGGGUUCAGGAUGCCUGUGGAUGCUGUGAGCAGUGUGGUAAUGUUGAGGGGCAGCAGUGUGACCCAGAUGGGGCUCAGAAGUUCUAUGGUAGCUGUGGAGAGGGCCUGGUCUGCCAGAAGAAAAUACCAAAGAUGAGACACAGGGGUGAUCCAGAACCUAUCUGUGUAUGUGAGGAAAAAGGCCAUGUGUGUGGUUCAGAUGGAUGGACAUACCUUAAUGUUUGUCAGAUGAAAGAGACCGCCAGCAGCCUUAACACCACCCUCAAGCUUGUGGAAAGGGGUCCCUGCCACUCAGCUCCCCACAUUUUCAAGGCGCCGAGAAACCUUUCAAAGUACAUCGGAAGUGAUGUCGUGUUUGGGUGCGAGGUCUCAGCUUACCCUCUUCCAUACUUGAGCUGGAGGAAGAAAGGACAUGACAACUCUCUGCCAGGAGAUGAUCCUCACAUCUCUGUUCAGACUCGAGGAGGGCCCCAGCGCUACAGUGUCUCCACCUGGCUACAGAUACUGGGUCUUCAUGUCUCAGAUGCAGGGAUCUACUCUUGCAUCUCCCACAAUGCCUUGGGAGAAAUGUUUGCAGAAGCAAAGCUCACAGUAUUGAAGCACGGGAUAAAGGAACAUGUUGAGGAGGAACUGGAACACUUUGAUUAUCUGAAAGAAGGCAGUGGUGAUGGACAAGUGGCAACGGAAAACUUGCUUUGAUUCACUUUAGUCAAUUGUUACAAUUGUUACAAUUAUUACAAUUGCCUGUAAACAAAGAUGUAUAAAGAGAAAAAGUCUGUAUACUAAGAUAAAGAAUCAGCU